UUUGACACUUAACCCAUACUUGGCACCAACAAGAAACAUUACUAACAAUGGCUUUUUUCAAGCCCAAUUUUGGAGUUCAAGAAGUUCCAGUGUUUUUAAACCAGGCAGGGCAGGAAUAGCAAGGGAGCAUUAUUCCUGCUUGAAUUCGGAAACAUAUUUUUUAGUUACUUAAUAGCUUGAAAGGAUACCGGACUCUCCAAAUUGACCUACCCAAGAAUGGCAGACUCCGUGUGUUCCUUAGAACGGAAAGCCUCCCCAGUCAACUGAAUAUAAAAGACAACAUACAAGAUCCAAGAAAAUAAGGAACUGAAAAUGCACUAGAGAUGCCUAAUUCAAGCACUCCUCUAGGAAACUCCUGCAGCUUCAAUGAGAUAAUAAGAAAACAAGUUCUUCCAGUUGCCUAUGGUCUGAUCUUUCUAGGAGGAAUCCUGUUGAAUGGGGUGGCAGCCUGGGUCUUUCUGUACAUUCCCAGCAAGACAAGUUUUAUCGUCUAUCUCAAGAACAUUGUGGUUGCUGACCUCAUCAUGAGCUUAACUUUCCCAUUUAAAGUUUUCGCCGAUUCAGAAAUUGGAUCUUGGCGGCUCAGUGUUUUCGUCUGCCGUUUUUCAGCAGUCAUAUUUUACCUAAAUAUGUAUAUCAGCAUAACACUGUUUGGUCUCAUAGGCUUCGACCGAUGCUACAAAGUUGUGAAGCCUCAGUUUAUCACAUCUUUCCAUACUGUUCGAUGUAGCAGAUGUAUCUGUGUAGCCGUGUGGGCACUUCAUAUAGUGAUAUCACUUCCCAAUACAAUUUUAACCAAUCAACAUCCUACCAAAAAUCUUUCGAAGAACUGUGUGAACCUCAAAAAUGAACUUGGAGUCCAAUGGCACAAGGCUUCGAACUACAUCUGCUUAGGAAUUUUUUGGGCUGUCUUUUUACUCCUAAUAGCCUUUUACAGUUCUAUAGCAAGGAAAAUAUAUCUAUCCCACCAAAAAUUCAGGAAAAACUCCAAACGGUCAAGGAAAAAAACCAAUCGGAAUAUUUUCACCAUCAUGCUUGUAUUUAUCAUUUGCUUUGUUCCAUACCAUGUUGUAAGAAUCCCAUACACAUUGAGUCAAACUGCUUCACAUCAUUAUAACUGCCUAACAAAAGAGGUGUUGUUUUACCUAAAGGAGCUUUCUCUGCUCCUGUGUGCUGCAAAUGUUUGCCUUGAUCCUAUUAUUUAUGUAUUUCUUUGCCAACCCUUCAAGGAAAGGUUGUACCAGAAAUUGCACCUCAAGUUGAAGGUGUCUGAGGAAUUAGAAAACUCUAGAUCUAAAAAGUCAAAUGUGAUUUGUGAAACAGUAGUUAUUCCAUAAAUUCCAACCAAGCGUCUGGAAACCAAGCCUUAUCAGGAACAGUUGAGAGAACUGGGUAUGUUUAGCCUGGAAAAGAGGAGACUGA
Molecule: messenger RNA, 1422 nt
Organism: Podarcis muralis (Common wall lizard)
Lineage: Eukaryota; Metazoa; Chordata; Lepidosauria; Squamata; Lacertidae
Gene: P2RY14
Product: purinergic receptor P2Y14
Biological process (GO): G protein-coupled receptor signaling pathway
Cellular component (GO): membrane
Molecular function (GO): G protein-coupled purinergic nucleotide receptor activity
Source: RefSeq, a predicted model, not a curated record